Molecule: messenger RNA, 3967 nt
Organism: Lytechinus variegatus (green sea urchin)
Lineage: Eukaryota; Metazoa; Echinodermata; Echinoidea; Temnopleuroida; Toxopneustidae
Product: prominin-1-A-like
Exons: 29
Coding region: 317-3952 (1211 amino acids)
Cellular component (GO): cell surface; prominosome; microvillus
Molecular function (GO): cholesterol binding
Source: RefSeq, a predicted model, not a curated record
AUGGCACUUGAGUUUGUUAUCUUUCUGCUGUUUGAGAUUCCUUACUACAUAUACAGUAUACAUGCAUUGGAUACUUUAGUAUUUGUCGAGCUAUGAUGACACAGGAGCAGUAACAACUCAAAGUGAUUGAGUGACGCCAUUAUUGAAUAUACCUGUUGGGACACCUUACAUCAGAAGAAUCAUCUCGAUUGCAGACCCAGAGUUCCUCAACAAUGCAAAGACAUUGAUAAGAGGUGUGAGGAUCAUUUUCCAACUUUUCAAGGAGACCUAUACAUGUAGGUCUAUCCAAAGACAGUCAAAGAAACAGGUCUACAAGAUGGCUUUAUUUUUACGGACUAGAAACUGCGUUUUAGCAGUGAAGCUUUUCACAUUUCUGGUAAUCCUGUCCUGUGUGACGGACUUCACAGGAGCGCAGGAUCCUAGUUUGGAUCCCAAGAAUAAUAGUAUUAUCCGAUGGGGUGAGCUGCCCCCGGUCCCCAUGGCUACCAACGUUACCCCAUCAGGAUCCAGACCCAGUACGCUUGCCGUUAUGGCAGAAGGGUUCGUGGACGUCGUUCAGCCAAAUGGCUUGCCUCUGGAUUACAUCCAGUUUGCUCUAGAAACAACUGUCUAUAAUAAUACUUCAUACUAUGAGGAUAAUUGGCAGACAGAAAUGUGGAAGAUUAUGGGUCUGUUCGUGGGCAUCAUCGUGUGCGUGUUGUUCGGCAUUCUCUACUUCAUCAUCGUGCCCAUCACGGGGUUCAUCUUCAGCUGCUGUCGAUGCUGUGAUCGAUGUGGAGGAAAGAGGGUACAGCGAGAGACCAAGCACAUGGGAUGCAAGAGGGUCACUCUCAGCCUCUUCUUCUUCUCAUUCACUGGUAUCAUCUGUGCUGGCAUGGCUUUCACAAAUGUUUCCAAUGAAUUUAUCAAGACAUCGGUAGACGUCUUUAAAGUCACAGCUGACAGCGCUCUGGGAGACCUAGAGUCCUACUUCAUGGCAGUAAACGAGCAAAUUGAAUACAUGGUGGACACAGAAUAUGCAUACGUUGACACAUUAUUGACCACAAAUUUAGAAGAUAUUGGAACAGAGAUUGGUGAUCCCAUAGAGGAGUAUUUGCUUGAUGAAGCUGGCCUUCAGGAAGUGAUCGAUUCUGUUUCGAAUGUUUCUUCCACUUUUGAUGACAUGGAGGAGGCACUGAAUGAGAUUGAAAGUCUUCGUUCAGAGCUGAUCGACCAGUCCAGCGAGUUGGAGAAUGAACUGAACCAGGUGGCUUCAGAUCUGGAUGCGAUCAAUUUAGCCUGUAGCAAUUGUAUAACAGGCAUAGACCAACUUGUAAUUAAUGUGAACUAUACUGAGUUGCCAUCGGUACAGCCACAAAUAGAAGGAGUUGAAGAGGCCAAUAAUUUGACUAAAAAUAUCACUCAAGAGAUCAAUGCUGUCCUUGGUGACAUACCAAACCAAAUCGACACCAUGACACAGGAUGAGGUCCAGGCAGCACUGGACCAACUUGAGGAUGCAGAGAAAGAAGUCAGAGGCAGCUUCGAUGACAUCAACGUUACAAUUUCAGAUGUUGUUGGAACACUUUCAGAUGCAAAAGGAACGUUGGAUGACUCUUGGGGAGAUGUCGAGGUUUACCAGCAAUAUGUAUACUAUGCCCUGAUAGGUGUGACUUGUACAGUCCUGUUGAUCAUUAUGUUCAACCUAAUCGGUCUUACCAUGGGCACCUUCUCCUACAAGAAUGUCCAUCCUAUGGAAAGGUCCAGGAUGUCCAAUGCUGGUGGCAAUGUCCUCAUGGCUGGUGUGUUCUUCACUUUCUUCUUUGCCCCAAUCCUGAUGUUGAUAACAUGUGUUGCCUUCGGUGUCAUGUCUGUGACAACUCUAAGCUGUGAUCCUCUGUUGUCCUAUGAUCUUCUUAGAAAGACUAUUGAUGAGCCCAACACGAUAUCUGAAGGUUACUAUCUGGGAGACCUGGUAUACCAGGAUUCAUCCAUCCCACUGACUGCUUCAGGGAUCUUGACAGAAUGUGGCAACGGUUCUACAGCAUACACUGCCUUCAAGCUUGAUACUCUGUAUGACUUUGGCAACCUUACACAGCAACUGGAUUCUCUUGAGGAUGAAUUCGACAAGAUCAUCAAUAGUGUCAACCCCAAUGAUCUCAACUAUGACUUCCAGUUUGCAGACUUCACAGAUGAUCUCGAUAAACUGAAAAAUACUACAGACUUGGGUUCAAUCAACUACACUCAGUACGAUGCACUGCUGAAUGAAGAUAUCACUGGUAUCAAUCUAACUGUAUAUGCAAAUAAUCUAACAGACUUAGCUGCAAAUCAUCCAACUCUGGGUCCCAAUAUUACAGCAGCAGCAGAUGCCAUCAUGAAUAUCCAAGUGACCAUUGUUGAACCCAUGGAGGCAAAUGCAGCCGCGAUAUCGAGCCAACUGAUGACCAUACAAGAUUUAGAGAACCAGUUGGACGAACAGAUCAUCCAGACCAACAUUGCCAUCACAGAUGCGGAGGCUGCGAUAGAUAGCAACGCUACCUCGGAAGCGAUCAUUGACAUCAGUGAGGAGUAUGCCAACAGACUGCUUGGCUAUGGGACCCAGUACUCUGAACAGAUUGAGAAUCAGGUUGAAAAUGAAUUUGCCAAGUGCAAGCUUAUUUCAUCUCUUUAUGACAGCUCUAUUGAGUUUACAUGUGACUACCCUAUAGCUUCAUUGAACACAUUUUGGUUCACGGUUGGCUGGUGUGUCUUCUUCUACGUCCCAUCCAUCAUCGCUGCGGUCAAAUUGGCCAAGUACUACCGCAUCAUGGAUGAAGACGCACCCUACCGCGCCCCAAAGAAAUCCAAGAAGAAGAAGAAGCAACAGCGACGAGAUUCUGAUGAAGAAAUGCCUAUGGAUGAUAUGGAUCAUGGAACUGGAUAUGUUGCUCCCAUGCAUGGCAAUAAUAGACACCAACAAGUGGUAGGACCAGACAACAUACGUUUGGUAGACAAUGGGCGGCCGACGAGUAUGAUGCCUCAGCAAAACCCGCAUUAUGUGCAAGAUGAGCCCAUCAUGGCAUAUAAUGACCUAGGUCGCCCCAUGGCUCCUCCACCAGCCUACAACCCCGGUCGAUCAAAAAUAGCAAGGAAUAAGUUGGCUGUUUUCAAGGAAAUGUUGAAAGACCAGGAGGAAAAUGCUUUCGCAGGCCCAAGCACAUCGACGGCAGGUGGGGCCAGUCGCAACGGAGUCCUGUUUGGAACGUUUGGAGACAGACAGAUGUCAUUUGAAGAGGGAGAAUGGUAUCAAUUCCAGAACACUUCUAAUAUGGCUAGUGCACUGCAGCGGUCCAUAAGCAGUAGGCAACCGUCUUUCGACGACCGCAAAUCCUGGUCCCGUCAGCAAUCCAGUAUAGACAGAGGUUGGCUAUGGGGAAGGCAGCAAGCUAUAGAUGAAGACCAUUUGAGCCCAGAUACAGGCCUGUCACACCGUAGUAGAGACUCCUCAUUCGAAGAUGUAUUCUCAGCUAGUGGGAGAUUAAGUCCCAUGAUGUAUCGCAUGCCCUCCGACCCUUUUUCUAACCUCCCCCCUCCCCCGCCCUCCCUCCUCUGUGCAGCCAUACACCAGCACUCCUCAGGGUACUACCCCCAGGAGCCAUCCCCACCCCCUCCUCCCCCACCCCCAAUCAUCCCCAUCUACUCAGUCCCCAACAACCUCCUAUCCCCUCCCCAGCAAUUCAGGCCGUCCGGCCGUCGCUUGGUCAGGCAAUACAGGACUUCGGCUUCCCCGACUUUGCCAAUACGCAUCAUCCCUCCCCCUCCCGAUUACCCUCCAGAGCCUCCCAUGAGCGAUACAUCUUCCCCGUCGUCCAGUCGAUCCCCACCCCUGCCUCCCCCACCCCCUUCCCCUCCCCCAUCACCCCCUCUCAUUGCAAGUUCUCCCCUCCCAAGACCGAGACCUAUACCCCCUCCCAGACUCUCUGUUAAUGUUGAUUAAUGAUUGUCACUAAUU